AUGUCUGCCCCCGAAACCAACUUCGUCGCCCCCGAGGACCGUGUCCUAUGCCUCACCAUCCUGGGCUACCGCAAACCCGGCAUGAGCGAGGAAGCCUACCGCAAACACAUGAUGGAGCACUCUGCCCCUUUGACAUGGGAUUUAAUGGUGAAAUAUGGGAUUCUAAGAUGGACGGUGAUUCACAACCCCACCGAAACCCGCGAGCUGAUGUACGAGAUCAUGGACCCGCAAAUGGCGAAUAUCGCCGACUACGACUGUUUCAGCCAGGUCGUGUUUCGGAACUUCGACGACUACAAGAGGAUCAAGGAUGACCCGUGGUAUAAGGAGCAUUUGGUGGGCGAUCAUGAGAACUUCGCCGAUACCAAGAGAAGCAAAAUGACAAUUGGCUGGAUCUCACAGUAUGUUGACCGGGGCGUUGUCACCCAUGGGUUUGAGGGCUUUCCGCCGCCAAAGAAGUGA
This is a messenger RNA of Aspergillus mulundensis, 459 nucleotides long. It is a transcript of the gene tpcK, whose product is annotated as decarboxylase tpcK. The transcript is spliced from 3 exons. Gene Ontology annotation, molecular function: oxidoreductase activity. NCBI's taxonomy places the organism in Eukaryota, Fungi, Ascomycota, Eurotiomycetes, Eurotiales, Aspergillaceae. The coding region runs from base 1 to 459 and encodes 152 amino acids. The record is from RefSeq and is a predicted model, not a curated record.